CGAGAAAGUCUCAACCGUCUGGAAAGCCGGGAGAGGCCAGGGGGCGAUAGGCCAGCCCGGAGACCAGAGCGACGGCAGCGAACGCCGGGCCAGGAUGGAGACCUUUCCCCACGGCAGCUCCAGGAUCCUCCUUUCAGCGGCCUGCGUGGUUCUGUGGAGGCCCCACAGCCAGCCACGCAAACUCCUGCUGUGAGCUCGGAUCCCGCGCAGGAUGUGCAACACGAGCCAAGCCAGCUGGAGCUGCCCCGUGGACUCCAAGAUAGACCACCUCUUCCCACCCACCUUGUACAUCAUCGUCAUCACGGUGGGGCUGCCCACCAACUGCAUGGCGCUCUGGGCGGCCUACCUGCAGGUCAGGCAGAAGAACGAGCUGGGCGUCUACCUGAUGAACCUGUCCAUCGCGGACCUGCUCUACAUCGCCACGCUGCCCCUCUGGAUCGACUACUUCCUCCACUACGACAACUGGAUCCACGGGCAGGAAUCCUGCAAGCUCUUCGGGUUCAUCUUCUACACCAACAUCUACGUCAGCAUCGCCUUCCUCUGCUGCAUCUCGGUGGACCGCUACCUGGCCGUGGCCCACCCGCUGCGCUUCGCCAGGUUCCGGAGGGUCAAGACGGCGGUGGCCGUCAGCGCGGUGGUGUGGGCCAUCGAGAUCGGGGCCAAUUCCGCCCCGCUCUUCCACGACGAGCUCUUCCACGACCGCUACAACCACACCUUCUGCUUUGAGAAGUACCCCAUGGAGGAGUGGGUGGCCUGGAUGAACCUCUACCGGGUCUUCCUGGGCUUCCUCUUCCCCUGGGUGCUGAUGCUCUUCUCCUACCAGGGCAUCCUGCGGGCCGUGCGCGGCAACGUCUCCACCGAGAAGCAGGAGAAGGCCAAGAUCAAGCGCCUCUCGCUCAGCCUGAUCGCCAUCCUGCUCUUCUGCUUCGCCCCCUACCACCUCAUCCUGCUCUCCCGCAGCACCGUCUACCUGGCCAAGCCGGGAGACUGCGGCUUCGAGGAGAAGGUCUUCGUGGCCUACCACACCUCCCUGGCCUUCACCAGCUUGAACUGCGUGGCCGACCCCAUCCUCUACUGCUUCGCCAACGAGGGCGCCCGCAGCGACGUGGCCAAGGCCCUCUCCACCUCGGUGCGCUUCCUCACCAGCUCCAAGCCCCAGGAGAUGGCCAGCGCCUCGCUCACCCUCGACACCCCCCUGUCCACCAAGAGGAGCCUCUUCUGCCGGCAGCCCCUGGCCUUCCCGCUGCCCCCCUCCUCGCAGGCCGGCGGGCUGGGGGUGCGGGGCGAGGACCUCCACCUGAAGGUCCUGACUUUUAACCGGUGACUGUCCCCGGGGGAGCCGCCCGCCUCUGCCACGCAGCGUCCCGAGGAUUCCUUAAGAGCCAGUAAUCAUAUUACAAC
This is a messenger RNA of Pseudonaja textilis, 1401 nucleotides long. RefSeq names its product G protein-coupled receptor 4 (gene GPR4). Gene Ontology annotation, biological process: G protein-coupled receptor signaling pathway. Gene Ontology annotation, cellular component: membrane. NCBI's taxonomy places the organism in Eukaryota, Metazoa, Chordata, Lepidosauria, Squamata, Elapidae. Gene Ontology annotation, molecular function: G protein-coupled receptor activity. The record is from RefSeq and is a predicted model, not a curated record.